UAAUAUUGCAAUAAUAUUAUAUAAUCAUAUUUUAUACUUUAUAUAUUAUAUAUCUUAUAUGUAUAUAAGUAACGUAAAAAUAAUGAUAUCUUACAAAACGGUGUUGAACGCAUUGGAUGACGAAGACCCAGCAACGGGUGAGACAGAGGAGGUAGAAAACAAUGAAAAUUUCGUUGGACUGGACACCAACAGUGUAACCAAUUUAACAGGAAACAGUACCACCAAUAAGCGACGGAGACUUGAUGGUGAUCGUGAACUGCAUAUGGAAUUAUCAAAAGCUUUGAUGCAAUCGAUUAACUUUGCCCAGCCUUUUUGCGUAAACGUGGAAUUAUCAAAAUUUGCCACCGUACCGGAAAACGCCACCACACUCAAAAAUGCCGUUACGCACUUCACAAGAUUUAUGCAGAGCGAGCUACAUGCAAUUAAUGACGAAGAUGCACGAAACGAGGUCAUACAUUGUUUAUUCAAAAUGCUCUUUUAUGCUAGACGCAAAUUUGCGAAUAAAUACAAGCAAUAA
Solenopsis invicta (red fire ant) is the source of this 517-nucleotide messenger RNA. RefSeq lists its product as uncharacterized. NCBI's taxonomy places the organism in Eukaryota, Metazoa, Arthropoda, Insecta, Hymenoptera, Formicidae. The record is from RefSeq and is a predicted model, not a curated record. The transcript is spliced from 2 exons. The coding region runs from base 59 to 517 and encodes 152 amino acids.